AUGCCUUUACUCAAACAAGUUUCCCAGUGGCUGGUACAAAUCUUUAUGAUCAUUCUUGCUGCAAUCAGCGCCCUUCUCUCCAACCAUGUAGAUCUGGAUACGACAGUCGGGGAUGAUAGGAAUGACGAAGGCAUCGAUAGCUCGGAGAUUUUGAACGCCCUGUACUCUCAAAUUUGGAUCAACCCCACCCUGUUGAAUGGCUUUGACAAACAAGCUGUGCCACAAGGGUAG
Messenger RNA from Penicillium macrosclerotiorum, 231 nucleotides. RefSeq lists its product as uncharacterized. Bases 1 to 231 code for a protein of 76 amino acids. The record is from RefSeq and is a predicted model, not a curated record. The transcript has 2 exons. Lineage: Eukaryota; Fungi; Ascomycota; Eurotiomycetes; Eurotiales; Aspergillaceae.